AUGGACCCGCCGGGACCCGAGGGGCCCACAGAUCUUCCGGCAGCCCCUGCCCAGCCCAGGGUGCACUGCCAGGCCUUCCGGUACCCGCUCGCCGUAGAUUGCUCCUGGACCCUGCCACCUGCCGCAGACUCCACUGGGCCCACGUCCUUCAUUGCCACAUACAGGCUUGGCGUGGCCGCCCAUGGGGAGAGCCAGCCCUGCCUCCAGCAGAAGCCGGAAGCCACCAGCUGCAGCAUCCCGGACAUCCAGAUGUUCUCCAUGGUGCCCUACAUGCUCAACGUCACGGCUGUCCACCCCGGGGGCGUCAGCAGCAGCUUCGUGCCCUUCGUCCCAGAGCACAUCAUCAAACCGGACCCUCCAGAAGAGGUGCGCCUGAGCCCCCUCCCCGGGCAGCAGCUGGGGGGGCACCUCCCCGACCCCACUGACCCACCCUCCUUCUGCCCGCAGGUGGGGCCCAUCGAAGCCACAUCCUUCACCCUCAGGGCUGUGCGACCCCGAGCCAGGUACCACAUCCAAGUGGCCGCUCAGGAUCUCACCGACUAUGGAGAGCUGAGCGACUGGAGUCUCCCCGCCACCGUGUCCGUGACCCUGGGCAAGUAGCGGGUGUCCCAGCACCCAGGAAGAGGGGCUGGGUCCUCGACAUCCACCUACCCAAAGGUGGAUGGGACCUGAGUGUCCCGGCUUCUCUGCUGCUGACUUGUGGGGAACCCACAAGUGACAAGUGACUUUGCU
Messenger RNA from Pteropus alecto (black flying fox), 732 nucleotides. RefSeq names its product Epstein-Barr virus induced 3 (gene EBI3). Lineage: Eukaryota; Metazoa; Chordata; Mammalia; Chiroptera; Pteropodidae. The transcript is spliced from 5 exons. Bases 1 to 600 code for a protein of 199 amino acids. Gene Ontology annotation, molecular function: protein binding. The record is from RefSeq and is a predicted model, not a curated record.